Messenger RNA from Bactrocera oleae (olive fruit fly), 876 nucleotides. RefSeq names its product ribosomal protein L21 (gene RpL21). The record is from RefSeq and is a predicted model, not a curated record. Gene Ontology annotation, biological process: translation. Gene Ontology annotation, cellular component: cytosolic large ribosomal subunit; ribosome. Gene Ontology annotation, molecular function: structural constituent of ribosome. NCBI's taxonomy places the organism in Eukaryota, Metazoa, Arthropoda, Insecta, Diptera, Tephritidae.
UACAAUGUUCGGUAUGAUUUAGGUAUACUAAUUUUCUACAAGACAAUUUUUACAAUUUUACAAAAAGGCCAAAUAUGUCCACUAAACGCAAUAUGUCAGGAAAUAUAGUGUGUGUACUAUCAUUAGUUUAAGUUUUUGUUUUUACUCUGUUUCAUCCAUUACCACUUUGAUGAACUAACCCCUCGUCAACUGUCAAAAUUUCGAACUGUCAAAACCGAUUUCUUUCUCUUCUUUAUUUCUUUCUUUCUUUCUUUCUCGACUCCAUCUUGGACCGCGUGGACAUCAUUUCAUAAAGGCAACCAAGACAAGCAAUAAUAUGACCAAUUCAAAGGGUUAUCGUCGCGGCACCCGAGACAUGUUCUCGCGCCCCUUCCGCAAGCAUGGUACCAUUCCCCUCUCCACAUACAUGCGUGUGUUCAAAAUCGGCGAUAUUGUCGACAUUAAAGGACAUGGUGCCGUACAAAAGGGUAUGCCCUACAAAGCUUACCACGGUAAAACUGGUCGUGUAUACAACGUUACCCCACAUGCCGUUGGUGUCAUUGUAAACAAACGUGUGCGCGGUAAGAUCCUACCCAAACGUAUUAAUGUACGUAUUGAACAUGUUCAUCACUCCAAGUGCCGUGAGGAUUUCUUGCGCCGUGUUAAGGAGAAUGAACUCAAAUUGAAGGAAGCUAAAGCUAAGGGCGUAUAUGUGAAUUUGAAACGUCAACCUAAAGCACCUAAAACAGCUCACUUCGUUAAGAAGAUUGAGGAACCAAUCCAAUUGGCACCAAUUCCAUACGAAUUUGUUGCUUAAGCGGGGCUUUUUUAUGUAUGUAAAAUCAGUUUUUUAGAAAGUAUGUAAAAAUAAAUAUAUAGAAACAAAUUCUAUGGAAA